ACAGAAUACACUAACACUAAUCUAUUUAAGUUUAUCUUGAUCAAACACCACACAUUUGAAACAAUGAAGCUUGCUUCGUUUUACAUUUUUGUUCUUUUCGUAGCAACUCAUUUUGCUACAGCCGACAAAAUUCACAAAAAAGAAUACCGAAAGUCAUACCGAGAAGCACUGAAGCCAUAUCUUCUUAACAGAUGGGAUGACUCUAACUUCUUGGAAAACUUUUGGGGUAAACUGGAAACUGUGAUCAAAGAUGACGCUGUACUUGAUGUUCUGCGUCAAAUGGGAUCGUUUUUUGAGAAGUUUGUCCGAACAACAAAGCAAAGUUCAGAUCUUGCCGAAGUGAAAUUCACGACGAUUCCGGUCCUAACUGGUUUUCACGAAGGCACUCCAAAUGCUGGAAAAGAGAGAAAGCAGCCACUGGAAGGGUUGAAGAAGGAGACUGGCAAUGGGAGUGGUAGUGUCCCGGUGGUGUUGUGGCAUGGCAUGGGCGACUGUUGCUGCAACCCUCUGAGCAUGGGAUCCAUCAAGAGGCAGAUUGAGAGACAAGUGCCUGGCAUUUAUGUCCACUCUUUGAUGAUUGGCAAUAACAUAAUCGAGGAUACUUUGAAUGGUUUCAUUAUGAACGUCAACGACCAAGUGACACAAGUGUGUGAAAAGAUAAAGAACGACUCUAACUUGGCCAACGGGUACCAUGCCAUGGGGUUCAGUCAGGGGGGCCAGUUCCUGAGAGCAGUGGCCCAGAGGUGUCCCGAUCCCCCCAUCAAGAAUCUGAUCACCUUUGGCGGACAGCAUCAAGGCGUUUUUGGCCUCCCCAACUGUGACCCGGACAAGGAGGUGUGUGACAUCCUGCGGGAUGAAGUGACGGGACUCCUCUACUCCUCUCCAGUGCAGGACCACAUUGUCCAGGCAGAGUACUGGCACGACCCCAGAAACCCACGACACUACCAGAAUGCGAGUGUGUUCAUUGCGGAAAUCAACAAUGAGAACAGGGUGAAUUCAGAGUAUAAGAAGAACCUUCUGCAAGUGUCCAACUUCGUGAUGGUGCAAUUUACAGAAGACACUGAAGUAGUGCCACGGGAGAGCGAGUGGUUCGGCUUCUACCAGGAUGGUCAGACGAAGACAGUGGUUGCCCUUGAGAACACAACUCUGUACUCUGAAGACAGACUGGGACUGAAACAGAUGGACGAAGAGGGCAGACUGAUCAGGUACCCGAUCAAGGGCAACCACCUCCAGAUAGACAGAGAAGACCUAGAUGACAUCAUUGACAAGUACAUCAAAUGAAGGAGUAGAGAGAACGGUCCAUUUUCAUAGAUUAAAUUUAUGUACGCGGGAUUCUCAAUUGAAAAAAUCUGUUUUUUCAUUAUUAACCUAUUAUAAAGAAUAGUCUUAAAUGUUAUUUAGAAGGAAUAAAAUACUAAACUUUGU
Molecule: messenger RNA, 1425 nt
Organism: Symsagittifera roscoffensis
Lineage: Eukaryota; Metazoa; Xenacoelomorpha; Acoela; Convolutidae
Product: palmitoyl-protein thioesterase 1-like
Exons: 6
Coding region: 64-1281 (405 amino acids)
Biological process (GO): protein depalmitoylation; receptor-mediated endocytosis
Cellular component (GO): lysosome
Molecular function (GO): palmitoyl-(protein) hydrolase activity
Source: RefSeq, a predicted model, not a curated record